Molecule: messenger RNA, 1130 nt
Organism: Brassica napus (rape)
Lineage: Eukaryota; Viridiplantae; Streptophyta; Magnoliopsida; Brassicales; Brassicaceae
Product: probable N-acetylglucosaminyl-phosphatidylinositol de-N-acetylase
Exons: 10
Coding region: 149-913 (254 amino acids)
Biological process (GO): GPI anchor biosynthetic process
Cellular component (GO): endoplasmic reticulum
Molecular function (GO): N-acetylglucosaminylphosphatidylinositol deacetylase activity
Source: RefSeq, a predicted model, not a curated record
GAAUCCCAAUAUCGAACGAUUUCGUAAUAAUUUCGUCGGGUUACAAUUUUAUUCUUCAUCCUUCUCGCCGUCGACCAGCCUCGGACGCCGCCGCAUUCGCCGUCGAACAACCGCCGACGCCGCCUCGUCUCAGUCCAACCUUCGUGAGAUGGCAUGGCUUGUGGCUACUCUUUCACUGAUUGUUAUCUGGGUAGCUUCUAUAUUCAAAGUUUUCUUUGGAGCAACGUCUAGCUCCAAAGCUGCAGUUCUUGAUGAUGGUAACAAGAAGAAUGUGUUGUUUGUCAUCGCACAUCCUGAUGAUGAGUCAAUGUUCUUUUCUCCAACAAUAAACUACUUAGCUUCCAAUGGCUACAACCUUCACAUGUUAUGCUUCUCCACUGGAAACGCUAAUGGCAUGGGAAGCAUUAGGAAAGAUGAGUUGCAUCAGGCUUGUGCAGUGCUCAGGGUUCCUCUUCAACAGUUAAAAGUUCUGGACCAUCCAGAUUUACAGGAUGGUUUUGGGCAAGUAUGGAGCCAUGAUUUGUUAGCAAAGGUCAUCGGUGAAGAAGUCAGUAAUCACGAUAUUCACACGAUCAUAACAUUUGAUAACUAUGGUGUUUCUGGUCAUUGCAAUCACCGUGAUGUGCACCAUGGAGUAUUAAAGUUCUUGCAGACUAAUUCCGAAAGAAAUAUCAAAGCUUGGGAACUCGCAAGUCUUAAUAUCUUUCGCAAGUACUCUGGACCUAUCGACAUUUGGCUGUCGAUUUUCUCCUCCAAAAGAAAUGCGAGCAAGGCCAUCAUCAUAAACGAGCAGCCUUGGAAAAGCUAUAAAGCAAUGGCACAACAUUUAAGCCAAUGGGUUUGGUUCCGAAAGCUUUUUGUUUCGUUUUCAAGCUAUACAUACGCAAAUACACUUGAUAGGAUCAACCCUUAACCGGUUAACACUUGAUGACUGCCGUAUUCAUACAGCUCUUGUCGAGGCAAAGGCGAAACAGUUUUGAACAAAAGAUGUAGCUUGUAAUGUUGCUUUGCCUUUUUUGCAUCAAUAUUAUAAAGGGAUAAAAAUUCCAUUUCUGAAAAUUACCCUCGUAUGUAAACACAACCACAACCUUAUUUUCCUUUCCUUAAGAGUUUAAAACAAUGUACAUAUA